AUGGCCAGUGCGACGCACCCACCCGAGAGACUCAAGGUUUCCGACCCCAAUAGUUGGGAUACAGCGGCAGCACAAUACAACAAUGCUCUUGGGGCCAUUCAUCUGAUCUCCCUCACCGAGACGCUGGAACCCCCUCUAUUAGCCCCCGGCGCACGUGCGAUAGACCUCGGCGCUGGUACUGGCUCUCUUACGUACCAACUCGCUGAGAGGUACCCCCAACUGCCAAUCCUCGCCACUGAUAUCUCGCCAAGCAUGCUCGACCAACUGAUGGUCAACCCUACAGCCAAUAUCACUACACAGGUCGCAGAUAUGCGUGCUCCUGUUGUUGGUGCUGCGGGUGAGGCGUCGUUCUCGCAUGUAUUCAGCACAAUGGCAAUCCAACUUCUUCCUGAUCCUGCGGCAGAUGGCACGCUGAUGGUAUGGGCACGUUUAUUGAUCCCUAAUGGCAUCGUGGCCAUUGGAGUUUGGGAUUUUGACCAGAACUGCCGGCCGCAUGCGCUGUGGGCGGAAGCCGCAGUAGCAGUAGACCCAAGUUAUGUCAACCCACCGUUAGUGAUUCCAGGGCAUUGGAAUGGACUUGCUCAACUUGAGGACGGACUAAAGAGAACAGGCUUCCGAGAUAUAAAAGCUAGAUCACAACAUAUUGGGUUCGAUAUUGGAAAAGAGGAGUUUAUGCGGUUCUUUUGGGAGAGCAAAAAUCCCAUGACUUUGGAUCGACAAGCAUCAUUCAAAGGAGAUCUGGAAAAGGUGAAGCUGGAAAUGGGGCGGUUAUUAGAUGAGGUCUAUGAUGGAGGAAGGAGUAUCCCCUUGUCAGCAGGUUUGGUGGUGGGAAGGAAGCCCAGGGUAGAUUGA
Lachnellula hyalina is the source of this 852-nucleotide messenger RNA. It is a transcript of the gene tam, whose product is annotated as Trans-aconitate 2-methyltransferase. Lineage: Eukaryota; Fungi; Ascomycota; Leotiomycetes; Helotiales; Lachnaceae. The record is from RefSeq and is a predicted model, not a curated record. Bases 1 to 852 code for a protein of 283 amino acids. The transcript is spliced from 2 exons.